Messenger RNA from Paramecium sonneborni, 3892 nucleotides. NCBI's taxonomy places the organism in Eukaryota, Ciliophora, Oligohymenophorea, Peniculida, Parameciidae. The record is from the annotation of a GenBank genome assembly.
AUGAAUAGUCUCUUUAAGGGAGAAAAUUUAACUUUUGAAUGUAGAGGGUGUCCUUAGGGAAUAAAUUUAUAGAAUACUUUGAAUCAAACAGGAAAGAGAUUUGAAAGCAGUAAUUAUUAUUUAGGUAAUAUUAGAACAUUAAUUUAAAUCUAUAUCUUCUAAUAUUAACAAUACUAAUUUUGCCACAAUAACUAAAAAUCAACAAGUAAUUACUUAUGGCUGGGAUGGUGAUUAAUUUAAUAUAUUUAAAUCAUAUAAGAUUGACUAAAUUGAGUAUCAUUGCUUUAAUGUUUUUUAUACUUUUGAUAAUAGUGUUUUAUUAGAUUGUUAUCAUUAAAAUAAAUUGCUUUUAUGUUAUCUUCAAAAUGACACAUUAAUCAGAGUCUAUAAUUAGUAAAGUUAGAUGCCAAUAUCAACGAAAAUAAUUUAAAUGAUAAAUUAAACUUAAGUAUAUACACUCUAUGGAUAGUAUUAUGAAGACUAUUAAUUAUUAACUUUGUUCAAAGAUAAAAAUUAUUCAUUUUUAAAUAUAUCAACAUGGCAAUAAGGAUUUUAAGAUUUUAUAUAAUCAUAAGGUUUAAACAGAACAAAUUUUAUUUAUUUGAGCAAUAAUACUAAUUUACUUUAGAUAAUUAUAAAUGAAUCUGAAAAUUUUUAAAUCCUUUCCUAAUUUAACUUAAAUGCUGAAAUAAAAACAUUUACAGUUUUCUCAAGCCUUUCUAAGAAUUCAUAAUGUGAUUAAUUAAUCGUACUUUUAGAUUAAGAAUUAAAUAAGAAUUUGUGGCAUUUUUUAGCUUGUUAAUAACUUUUUAUUGAAUAUCGUAAUUAUAGACUAAGUCUAAAUGGCCUCAAUACAUAAAAUAUCUAAAUCUUUGCAAAUGAUGAAUUUUUAAUCCUUUAAUUGGAUUAAUAUAUCAGUAUUCGUUAGAUAGAUUUUCCAGAGAGAAUUUUAAAAGAAGCUAUUUUAGAAAAAAGUGAGAAAUUUAAUUCAACAAAAUUCCUUUAUUUUGAUAAAUCAAAAAGCAUUUUAUUUGAAUUUGGGAUCCAAUUGAUUGCUUAUUUAGUUGCCAUACCAAAUUUAAAUGGGUUUUUUGCUAAUAAUUCAAUUUCUUAGAAUUUUACAAUUUAUCGAACAAUAUUUGAUUUAAUAGAUCCUCGAUGUCAAGUUUAAUUAUAAUUUAUAUUGCUAAGUGAAAAAGAUUCAUUGAUUUAUCAAUAAUUUAGUUCUAAUCCUGAGAAAGAUUAUAUAGUAAUUAAUAAAGGUUAUUACUAAAUAAUAGAAAAUUAUUCUGGAUCAUUAUUAAAAUUAUAAAGCUAAUUUUCAGAAUAAUUUGUUGGAGAGUUUGAAUCAGCAGUGCUUUAAAAAGUUAAAUAAAACUUUACAAAAAAUUUUUAACUUGCUACUAUGAUGUAUGUUAAUCAAAAUCUUCCACAAUUGUUCAUAGCUGGAAUUAUUGAACAAUAAAUCUUUUUUUAUCUUUAUACUCCAUAAUUUUAUUGCCAAUAGAAUUAUCAAGAGAAUUUAAAUCAAUCGAAUUUUUAGUAAAUUUAGAUGGCAUACAAUUCUUAAGGUUCUGUUUUAAUUGGUGUUUCCUUUGAAUCAAAUUAAAUAUAGCUAUUUUCUUAUAACUUCACAAAUUUUACUAUAAAUUAAGCUAUGAUCAUGAUCCCCCCAUAUAAGUCUUUUUUAUUAAAUUAUAAUUGUAUUAUAAUUUUAACAAAAAGAAAAGAAAUUCUUGUAUUUUCUUAAGAUUUAAAUAUUAAAUAUCAUUUAAAAACCGACAAUAUUUAAUAAUUUUACCAAGAAGUAAUAUUAUUUAGACCUGUAGCUAUAGCCUUAAAUUAAUAAGAUUAAUCCUCAUUAUUAGUAAUAGGGAAUGAAAAUUAAAUUUUAAUCUUCUCUAUAACGAAUAGUGCUAUAUUGAUUCCCAUAUGCUUUUAAAAUUUGGACUUAUUUAUUUUGGAUAUAAAACUGGUUAAGAAUAAAAUAAUAGUUAUUUAUAAUGAUUAUCUUUUAAAUGUAUGUUUUUAAGUGUGGGAAUUUGUAAAUUUGAAAUGUCUUAAUUUUCAACAAAAUUUAAGAUGUAUUUCAUAAAUAUAAUAUUAAACAUCCUAUAGUGAUAAUUAAUUUUUUUAUGUCAAAUUAAAUUCAGAUAAUAUGCAAGUAUAUAAUCCAAGUUUACCUUAACACAUGUCCCUAUAUUAAAGUUUUCCUUUCAACUCAAGUUAUUUGGCUUGCACUUAUAUUGAAGAGUUUUCUCUUUUAUUAUUAAAUAAUAAUCUUUAUCAUUUGUACCCCAUUAUAACUAUGAGAUUUUCUCCAAAUAAUACUUUAUAAUAUCCAACUUAUGAGAAGGUUGUUUUUUACUUUUUUAAUAUUACAACAGGAAUUAAUGAAAAUGUUUAUUAAAAUACUUAAAAUUAUACUUUGAGAUUAAUCAAUUGCUUUAUUAAUAUUACACUAAAGGAAUAUAAUAAAAAUAUCGAAAAAGAUGAAGUCGUUGUUCUAAAUUCAGAAAUUUUAUCUAACAGUUCUUAAAUAGUUACUUACAGUCUAAUAAAUAGUAGUAGCUAUGAACAUAGUCAAUGUGUUAUUUAUAAUUCAGUAACUUACAACUAGAAUAUUACUUACAAUGUAAUUUUUAAUAUUCUUACUGCUGUUAAUGGAUUAUUUGUGCUAUAAAGUAACAAAAUAUUACAUAUAGUCGAAUCAUAAGAUUAUAACCUUUAAUUAAAUCAAAUUGAGGAAUGCUUUUAAUCCUAUGCAUAUUAUUCUACAUUAUAUUCAAUUUGUUAAAAUAAAUUUAACUAAUUAGUUGUAAUAUCAUUUAUAAUAUAUGAUUAAAGUAUAUAAGAAUAAUAAACUUAUGUUAUAGAAACAAAUCAAAUUAUUCCAAAAUAAUUUGUUGUUUUAUUUGAGUUAUAUUUUAUUUUAGGAUAAAUAAAUGGUGAAGUUGAUAUCUUUAUCUUUAAUCCUAAAAAUAAUACUAUUUCAAUAUUAACAAAUUGUAAGGAUUGUACGUAUUUUAGUCUUACUAAUUUUAGAAAUAUAACAAAGGCUUCAGAGUAGAUUUCUUUAAUUGGAGUUUUUUAUGUGUGCUCUUCUUAAUUGUAUUACAAAAUACUAAAUUAUAAUCAAAACACUUAAGAAAUAAUUUUUCAAACUAGAGAUAUGAAGUUAUAUUUCUUUAAAAUUCCAGAAAUCUAAUCCUUAAUGCCAGUUUAAGUACUUGUUGUUAAAAAUUUCUAUUCAGAAGUUGUUUUAUUAUUAACAACUUUAAACCAUUUUACUAUAAUAAUUUCUAUAUCAUAUGAUUUUUCAAAAUCGUAAUUUAAACCAUAAUAAAUAAUAUCAUCCAUUCCUCCUUAUGGAAAUUUUACAUUAAAGAAUUCAUAAUUAUCUAAUGGGAUUUUAAUGAAUACUUAUCAAAAUCAUUCACUCUCAUUUCAUUAUACGUUUUAUAACUUAACUCAAAUUAAUAUUGCUAAUUUUAAUAUUCCAUUGUUAAUGUUUGGAGGCUCACCUCCACAAGAUUUUCAAUAAUUAAAUGCUUUUUUUUAUGAUUAAUAAAAUCACUAGGGUUAGCUUCUUUUAUUUAAUGGAAGUUAAGGAAGUAUUUAUGAUAUUAUUCCUAUGUCAAUUAUAUGUAGUUUCAAUUUAAGUAUAUUUGAAAAAUCAGAAAAAUUUAGAUAUUAAUUAUAAGCUCAAAAUGCAUUUGGAUAGAAUGGAACAGAACUUAUUUUCUCUUAUUCAAGAAAUCAAGAUAAUUGGGCUUAUGGCUUAAUAUCUAUUGUAGCCAUUUGUUUAAUAUUAGCAAUCUAUACUUAUUUGAAAAAGGUAAAAAACUUAAAACCCGUUAAUUAUGAUGAAGAAGAUGAAUUUGAACUAUGA